GGCAACGCCCUUUGUUUACAUGUAGAGUCCUGAAUCUGCAGCUCGUGCUCACGUUUGAAUGAUUAGAAAGGAUCCACGAGGCCGCAGGAUGAAACCCAAAGACAAGAAGAAGGCGGCGCAGGGGAAGCAGUCCGCGGGGGUGGACGGACUCUCAACCGAAGAGAGGUCCAAAGACCAGCUGGAGGAGCACAUCGUCCGCCUGCGGGAGGAGCUGGACAGAGAACGGGAGGAGAGGAGCUACUUCCAGCUGGAGAGGGACAAGAUCCAGGCCUUCUGGGAAAUCAGCAAGAGGAGUCUGGAGGAGACCAAGGCCGAGCUGAGGAUCAGACAGAGGGAGAGGGAGGAGGCGGAGGAGCGCCACCGGGUGGAGAUCACUGUGUACAAGCAGAAGCUGAAGCACGUCCUGUCCGAACAGCACAGCACUGUGUCGGGCCUGAAGAUAGACGUCGUCACGGCCGCCUCGCUGAUCCAGAACCAGAACGCAGAGACGGAGCUGGGGCUGCGGGGAGAGGUGCACAGCCUGCAGGCCAGCUACAGGAAGAAAAUGUUCCACGACGAAAACUGCAUCAAGGAGCUCAAACUGAAGCAGCAGGUGGAGCUGAUGGAGCUGACCAACGACUACGACAGGAGAAUCAGAGACAUGGCGGUGAAAUUUAAGAAUAAAAUGCAGUCGGCGCUGGAAGAACACAACAGAAAGAAGAGUGCUGAGAUCCUGGAGCUGGAUGAGCGAUGGAAAAGCCACAUCGUGACCCUGGUGGAGGAUCACAACCGAGCUCUGUUACACGCUGAGAAUUUAUUCUCUGAGGCUCACAAUAAAGAGUUACAGCAGCUGAAAUACAAGGAAGAACUGGUGGAGGUGAAGAAGAAGCUGGUGAGAGAGGAGAGGAAGCUAGCAGCAGCAGGGCAGGAGAACAAACAUCUGCAGAAGUGUCUGCAGGAGGCUGAACAGAAUCUUCCCCAGCUCCAGAAACAGCUGGAAGAACACAACAAGGACAGGACCGAGAUGUUGAAAACAAGAGCCCGAGUGAAGGUCAUCGAAAAGGAGCUGAAGGAUCUGAGCGUGGAGCACGAGCUGCUGCUGCAGGCCUUUGAGAAGGUUCAGCAGGAGCGCGAUGAGCUGCUGAAGAAACAGACGGCGGCCAUCCUGGACGUGCAGCAGCUGUGCGGACUGAAGGAGAUGUUGCUGGAGAGGAAGUUGGCAGCGCUGACGGAAACUCUGGAGACGAAGGAGGCGCAGCUCUGCGCUGUACUCUCCGCCUCCAACAUUGACCAAACUGCGAAAAAACUUGAGAAAACGCUGGAGUCCAAAGUCUCACCAUCAGCGCCUUAAAGGGGGAAUUGGCUCGAGACUGUUAGGUCAGUAGACAGAUUCUCCUGGAUUAAUCAGAGACAAUCGAUCGUUGAAUGUGUUGAUGACAUGAACAACGAGCUGCUGCAGCGCUCCAAAGAGAGUCUGAAGGCUCUGGGAGUCCCUCUGUACAACUUUCCCUUCAGACUCUCGGGUCAGAUCCUCGGAGGACGGACUCGGGUUCAGAACUCUCCCUCAGCUGUCGGUAAACUCUGACCUCCUGCGGGUGUGUGAGGUCCUCACUCACCUGCUCCACCUGCACUACUCGCCCUUUCUACCUCACUCUCUUUUCAUGAUUCCUCACAGACCAGCGGGAGAUCGUCAGACGUCUGCUGCACGUAUUUAAAAAGUAAAAAGACGUUCUGAUCUUCUUCAUCGUGUUGCAGUGAACUUGUGUUUUCUUUAUCAUUCUUCUGCUGACGUCUCUUUUUGUAAACCCUCCCCCCCCCGACACACUCCUCCUACAACUCCUGCAGGGACCAUCACGACCCAAAUGUCGGAUAUUUUUCAACCAUUCCGAUUUAUUCAUGAAAAAGUGAACAGUUUGACCUCCGGCGGUACAACAGGAACAAAACAAACAUGUUCAAAAAGCUCUUCACAGAUUUUUGACACUUAUUUUUUCAGCGACCCACUUCUGGGUCCCGACCGGCCAGUUGAGAACCACUGCUGUAACAACAAUACUGACCUUUUGACCUCAGACAUCAUGUGACCACUGUUUCCUGCUUCGAUCUUCAUCUCUGUCUAAGUGCUAGUACGUACAUGUAAGGUCGCCAGAAGGCUAAAUAUGGGGAAUAAACGUGUUUGUUUAGCAUCAUUUUCUAACUGUUAAAAUCCUCUUCUCCAUGUUUCUCUGACUUAAAUAUGUGUCUCUAGUCCGUCUACAAAGCCCCCAAUGAUGAGAAAAACAGAUUCAGUCGCCCAGAUGCUGCGUGGACACGUUACUGAUGGACACGAUAAAACCUGUUCCUGUUAUCUUGAGACUGAACGUCCCAUUUGACCUCAGAGGAGAUUCUGUUGAAAGGAUAUCCUCACAGAUGAAGCCGCUGUCUUUACAGAAAAACUUGACAUUUGACCUGUAUUUGUCUGGAUAUUCACACGUGAUGGUGGUUUUAACCGUUCUAUAUGCUGCAGUCUGAUCAAAUGGAUCCCCGCACAAAUCCUCAUCUGCAAACAGAAAAAUAAAAAAUGCAAAUGUGUCAGUCUGUAAAGGCAUGUUUAACCUCAGCAAACAUUUACUCUCUAUGACCUCAAUCUGUAGUUUCAAGUGUUAUUUUGUGUAAAAUUGUCGUGUAAUAUUCAUUCAUUUAAAAAACGUUUUCCUGGUGAUUUCUGAGAAGCAUCAGUGUUAUGAGGAAGUAAUGUAUCAGAAACAGCCAGUAAAUGUGUCGUCACGUCUGCCUUUCAGCUCGUUUUAGUUCCUUAAAUAAACAGCACUCAGAGAGAACAAAGUCAACCUUGAACCUUGAAUUACUGUGAAGAUGUAUGUCAGUAUUCUGUUUACCGUCGAGGACACGUUUUACUCGCAGCUCACAUGAGAAA
Labrus bergylta (ballan wrasse) is the source of this 2887-nucleotide messenger RNA. Its product is annotated as dynein regulatory complex subunit 4. The record is from RefSeq and is a predicted model, not a curated record. Gene Ontology annotation, biological process: flagellated sperm motility. Lineage: Eukaryota; Metazoa; Chordata; Actinopteri; Labriformes; Labridae. Gene Ontology annotation, molecular function: microtubule binding; small GTPase binding. Gene Ontology annotation, cellular component: Golgi apparatus; microtubule; motile cilium.